Molecule: messenger RNA, 652 nt
Organism: Lucilia sericata (common green bottle fly)
Lineage: Eukaryota; Metazoa; Arthropoda; Insecta; Diptera; Calliphoridae
Gene: RpL35A
Product: 60S ribosomal protein L35a
Exons: 4
Coding region: 86-550 (154 amino acids)
Biological process (GO): cytoplasmic translation; ribosomal large subunit biogenesis
Cellular component (GO): cytosolic large ribosomal subunit; ribosome
Molecular function (GO): structural constituent of ribosome
Source: RefSeq, a predicted model, not a curated record
GUUCACUAUGUUCACUGUCAAAUUUAUGAAAUGACAUUUCUGUCAUGCCUUCUCUCUUUCGCCAUUUGUCAAGUUUCCGUUAACUAUGGCUGACACACAAGCUGCCCCUGCUGCUGCUGCCGCCAAGGCACCCAAGGCUAAAGCCACCAAAGCCGUUAAGGCUGCCAAGACCGAAAAGGCUGCUGAUGUUAAAUCCGCUGCCAAAUACAAGCGUCAUGGUCGUUUGUUUGCCAAGGCUGUAUUCACUGGCUACAAACGUGGUUUGAGAAAUCAACACGAAAACCAAGCUAUCUUGAAGAUUGAAGGUGCCCGCAGAAAGGAACACGGUCAAUUCUACAUUGGCAAACGUUGUGUUUAUGUUUACAAAGCUGAAACCAAGAAGUGUGUACCACAACAUCCAGAACGCAAGACCCGCGUCCGUGCUGUUUGGGGUAAAGUAACUCGCUUGCAUGGCAACAGCGGUUGUGUACGUGCUCGUUUCAACAGAAAUUUACCUGGUCACGCUAUGGGUCACCGUAUUCGCAUUAUGUUGUACCCAUCCAGAAUUUAAGUUGUUUUAUAACUUAUUUUUGACCUUAAUGUAAAGAAGAAAAAAACCCAACUUUUUUUAAACUAAUAAAACAACAAAUUUAAAUCCCAUUACGUUUAAAAA